AAACAGUAAAUGCAGCCACACUAACUUCGCGUUCCAGCACAUGUUUAUUAUUUUGUUGUAAAUAGAAUUAAAUUAAUUAUGUUGGCGCCAAUUAAGCAUGUUUUGGGCAACUACCGGAUAGUUUUGGCGAGCGGUUCUCCAAGGAGACAGGAACUGGUCAAAAUGCUGGGCCUCAACGCGGAGCUGUGUCCCUCGACCUUCGAGGAGAACCUCAAUCUGGAAGACUUCAAGGAAUUCUCGGAUUACAUAGAGGCCACAGCUCUGGGCAAAGCAGAGGAAGUAUUCUCCAGAUUGAGCUCUUCGGGGGAUAAUAAGAAUCUUGUAGUCAUAGCUGCGGAUACAAUGGUGACUUUGGGAAAGGAGAUCUAUGGAAAGCCCAAGGAUGCCGCUGAUGCUAUUCGCAUGCUGACCAAUUUGUCUGGAACAUCAAAUCGUGUAUUUAGUGGCGUUGUGCUAAAACAUGCCAAUGGUGUUCGUAAAUUUACUGACACGGCUGACGUUUACUUUGGCCAUUUGCUGCCAGAACAAAUUCAGAGCUAUGUGGACUCGAGGGAUCCAUUAGAUAAAGCUGGUGCCUAUGGCGUCCAGGGCCCUGGUGGCGCCCUUAUCCACCGUAUCGAUGGUGACUUUUACUGCGUGAUGGGCCUGCCACUGCAUCGACUGUGCUGUGAACUGAAUAAACUGUUUCUAGAGGAUCUCAGCCCAUAAGUGGCUUGUCAACGUCGCGCCCAACACAUACAAACUGUCUGGGAGUCUUGCGGCAAUAAGCGUCAGAGGCUACACACGCUCUGGUUAUUUUAAUCUUGGUUGAUAAGCGGCGCUGUAUCUCUCUCCGACUUUGCGUGGACUUGUUUGUUUUUUCUUUAUGGCUCAAGUCAAUUAAAAAUAAAAAUCAAAUAAUCGCGAGAAGAAAACCUAAAGAGAGAGCAAAGCACAGUGGUUAAAUUUUAAGUAAUAAUAAUUGUGAAUUUGUUGUUUAAGUUUGAGACGCUUCAAAAGAAUUUACAAUAAAAUUGUAACAUCUUAUUAUUAAAAGAGUAAA
Messenger RNA from Drosophila kikkawai, 1042 nucleotides. RefSeq names its product dTTP/UTP pyrophosphatase. NCBI's taxonomy places the organism in Eukaryota, Metazoa, Arthropoda, Insecta, Diptera, Drosophilidae. Gene Ontology annotation, molecular function: nucleoside triphosphate diphosphatase activity. The record is from RefSeq and is a predicted model, not a curated record.